CGUUCACAAGACCUGAAAAAAGCACACUGUAGUCUUUGCUAUGUAUUGCAUAUAACAACUCUCUCUCUCUCUCUCUCUCUCUACCAUCGUUAUGGUUUUGAAGAAGGCGAUGAGAAGAACAUCAUCAUCAUCGUCACGACGGCCAUCAUCAUCAUCAUAGCCGUUUAACUGCUUUCUCACGGAAAUGGCGUACCACCAUAACCAUCUCUCCCACGAAAUGGCGCUCCCGCAUUUUACAGAGCACCAGCAGCUCUCAGAAAAUGCUUCGGUGCUCCGCAGCAUCAUUCCAGACCAGUUCUCCCAACCUACAUCUGAUGCAGCGGCAGCAGCUGCUGCAGCUGCAGCUGCCGCUGGGAAAGAAGGGAAAGAUCUCCACCGUCUGUUGAUAGAAACGUCCGUAAAACCUCAACAGCAGCAGCUCAGCGGCAGUGGUCCGACGUGGCUGAACAGCGCAAUUCUCCGCCAGCAGAGCCACCACUACGCCGACGGGAGCUUCCUUCAUCUACAGACCACGUCGGAUUCGGCCCCAUCGGCAGCUUCCGUCGGUGGCGGCAGCAGCGGCGCGAGUCAAUGGCUCCCCCGUCCAAUCCUCCAGCGGAACGUGAGCGAUGUCGUCAGCGGCGGGCCGGCUGAUGAUGUACCCGUCUCGAGCGACUCGAUGAUGGCCGCCGCGAUGUCGCACGGGUCGGCCGACCUGAAUAACGCUGGCGGCGGCGGGGGGGCCGGGACGGGUCCGGGCCAGGGUCAGGCGGCGAGCAGCGCCGAGCUGGUGGAGAGCGAUGCUGCUGGUAGUGGGGAGCAGGCCGGGGACGGGGUCGCACCAUGGCAGAGCGCGCGGUACAAGGCGGACAUACUCUCGCACCCACUGUACGAGCAGCUGCUGUCGGCACACGUGGCGUGCCUGAGGAUCGCGACACCGGUGGACCAACUUCCGCGGAUCGAUGCCCAGCUCGCUCAGUCGCAGCAUAUCGUCGCCAAGUACUCGGUGCUCGGCCAUGGGAACCAGCUGAUUGUUGGUGACGAUAAGGAGCUCGAUCAGUUCAUGACGCAUUAUGUUCUAUUGCUCUGUUCCUUUAAAGAACAACUACAACAGCAUGUUCGGGUCCAUGCAAUGGAAGCAGUCAUGGCUUGCUGGGAGCUUGAGCAAUCUUUACAAAGCCUAACAGGUGUCUCUCCGGGCGAAGGCACAGGUGCAACUAUGUCAGAUGAUGAUGAUGAUCAGGUUGACAGUGACACCAAUUUGUAUGAGGGAAGCUUGGAAGGAGCUGACACCAUGGGUUUUGGUCCUCUUGUGCCAACUGAGAGCGAGCGAUCGUUGAUGGAGCGCGUGCGGCAAGAGCUGAAGCAUGAGCUCAAACAGGGUUACAAGGAGAAGAUUGUGGACAUACGGGAGGAGAUUUUACGAAAGCGAAGAGCUGGUAAACUCCCUGGUGACACUACCUCCCUCCUUAAGGCUUGGUGGCAGUCACAUUCCAAGUGGCCAUACCCAACUGAGGACGAUAAAGCAAGGUUGGUGCAGGAAACAGGAUUGCAAUUAAAGCAGAUCAAUAACUGGUUCAUCAACCAGCGGAAGAGGAACUGGCACAGUAACCCUUCGUCCUCUACUGUUCUGAAGAGCAAACGCAAGAGAAGUAAUGCAGGUGACAACAAUGCUGAACGCUUCAUGUAAGACAAUGGCGAUGGAUUCAAGUCCGGACCACAAACAAAGCCUUGCUGAUCCAGUGCUGCAAAUUCAAGACAGUUAACUGCAGAGCAAAUGCUAUAGAAAAAGAUGCAUGCUAAUCAGGUGGGGCCCACAUAAAGGCCAUGGAUGGUGGGAUAGCAAGGGCAGCAAGCGGUUGAUUUAUACCAUGACGCAGCUUGUCAAUGGGCCCAAGAACAUCGAUGCAUUCGGUUGAAGUAGUGAUAGAAGCAUUAAAUUUUUUAUGAAUAUUAAUGCCAGGACUGAGCGUUUGGCCUUUGUAUUCUUCGCGGCAUUGGGGAAUUAGGUUCUCUUUUGGGCCCUAUACAUAUCUGUGAAUAAGAACAUUUACAAGUUUUUGGGUGUACAGUGUAAUAAUUCCUUGCCUUAGUACUGCCAACAGUGCCUCUUGGUGAGCAGUGUAUGUUAAAAGUGAUGAAAUUGUGGAAUACAAAGAGAUGGAUGUUUAUGUUCUA
Messenger RNA from Magnolia sinica, 2157 nucleotides. RefSeq names its product homeobox protein knotted-1-like 13. The transcript has 6 exons. Gene Ontology annotation, molecular function: DNA binding. Gene Ontology annotation, cellular component: nucleus. The record is from RefSeq and is a predicted model, not a curated record. Lineage: Eukaryota; Viridiplantae; Streptophyta; Magnoliopsida; Magnoliales; Magnoliaceae. Gene Ontology annotation, biological process: regulation of DNA-templated transcription. The coding region runs from base 185 to 1669 and encodes 494 amino acids.